CUAACCUCUCACUCUCUCUCUAGUCGUUCAUACAAGUUCUCUCCAAUCAUUCCUUCUCCCUCUACCUGAACUCGUGAUAAUAGGAAGGUAGUAACUGAUAGUCGGCGGUUAGAACCAGAGUGGGAGAACAACUCAGAUUCGUGCGUCAGUUUAUUACCACAGUCGAAGUUUACCUUCAGUCGAGCUCAGAAUGUCCUACACUCCACUGUGUUGAAUUCCUAAACAAUAUUCCAAACUAAAUACGGUGUUUCAUACAAUACUCCUCAAGUUAAUCCGGUAUUCCAGACACAUAGAGUCGACAAAAGUGUGUAUAGAGUUAGUAGGAACGUGAUGAAAAUUCUAAUUUGUUUUACAAAGUGAUGAGGUAACUAAAUUUGGAAAGACCUGUGGUUGUAGAUAAGCUUCCUCGGAUUUGAAAGAUUCAACAGUGUAACAUUGUGAUAUUAUAUAGUGAAGGUGUGUUUUGAAGUGGUGAUAAUAGUAAUAUACAGAUUUACCGUACCGUGUAAUAACAAUAACUAAAGUAUCAAGAUAUAAUUUCUAACAAGGUUAAUUGUAAAGAUCAAGAGAUUUUUCCCAAGGUGAAGUCGUUUUAUAACAGAUAUCUUCAAAGUCUUGAUAGUUCUUUGAGAUUUGUUAAGGAAAAUAGUUCUAUAAAUAACAGCUAUCUUCAAAUUAUCGAUAGUUCUGUUGAGGAAAUAAUUUGAAUACAAUUAUAAAAUAAUUUGUAAAGCUCAAGAGAUUUUUCACAAGGUGAAGUUGUUUUAUAACAGAUAUCUUCAAAGUCUUGAUAGUUCUUUGAGAUUUGUUAAGGAAAUACAAUUUGAAUACAAGAAACCUCAAUUGGAGUCUAAAAGAAUUGGAGGAAUGUAUAAUAUUUGUGAAGUAUUAUAAAUGUUUAGAGUUUGUUUGAUGAGACAUUAGAAGGAUUGGUUAUCAAGUUACCAAAAUAUAAUCUGAAAACAAACCUUAAUAAUUAAGAGUAUGAGAUAAUAGAAAGUUGGGUAUUCAGUGUAACUAUAAAUUUGUGGUGGAAUUUGGUUGAAGAGACAUUAAGAGGAGAGGAGUUUGUUAAGAAACAAUUUUGUGAAAUUUGUUGGAAGAUAAUAUUGAGAAACAAUGGCGUUAUCAGUUGAUAGUGUUGUGAUAGUUUGCUGUUUGGUUUUUGUCGAAACUUUUGUUGUGUCUGCUGAGAAGAUCAAGUUUCCUGAUAGUCUGGAUUUGUCGGAGCUUAGUGAAGAAGACGACUCAAAUGAUUCUUCAAAUAUAACAGAGCUGAUGUUUUCGAGCUCAGAAGACCCAUCAUUGAUACCAAUAGAUGUGGCUCGAAAGCUGAACAACGUAAACAGCAUCGACGAUUUCUACAAAACUUUUCAAAUGCCUCAGAGGAGGAUCCCCGUGGUUUCGGCGGGUUUUGGCUCAAGUCUUUAUGGACUUGUGAGUAAGUUAAGACCUUCUUCUCUUAUUGCAGGCCGUAAUGGGUCCCCCAUUGAAACAUCAAGUGAAGGUACAGCCGUGAUACAGCCGGAAUUCGCGCCGUGCCAGCCUGAAGUCCGCGCAGUUGAGAUUUUCAAGAAGGCCAGCCGACAAGUCGUCCGAGUUCCCUCCUGCAUCCGAAUCGAGCGGUGCGGCGGGUGUUGUCAACACGAACUGCUCAGUUGUCAACCGUCCGAAGAGGAAAUUGUCAACUUUGAGGUGAACUUGUUUACCUACGGUAAUGGUGGUUUCAAACCAAUCGGAAAAGAGAUUGUUCCAGUAAAAAGGCAUUUGAAGUGUGAAUUCAAGUGUAAAGUCAAGAAACAUCACUGCACACCUAUGCAAGAGUACAUAGCGGAUGGAUGCAAAUGUGUCUGUAGAAAUAUCGACUCCAAAGAGAAAUGUCUACAAGAAAGCAAGGUGAAAGUGUGGGACCCCAAGAACUGCUCCUGUCAAUGCAGAACAGUGACCGAAUGCAGUUCUGGCGAAUUUUUCAGCAACUUGACGUGUUUAUGUGAGCAGAUACACAGUACCGGAUCUGAAGUGCAGUUGGCUUCCAGUGAUAGAAAUCGAGAUGAUUAUAACUACUACAAAUUAAUCCAAAAUGAUCAAAACCAGAAACAUUAGUCAUUAAAACUGUAUUAGCAAUAUAGCAGUUGUUCGAUAAAUAAGUCGAUAUAGUCAAUAGUAAUUUUAGGAUAAUAAUUCACCACUAUCUCUUUAUAAUUUGAAUUCAUCUCAUUUAAACUCACCUCAUCUAUCUAUAAUUAUUUCUCUAGGAACUUUAUAAUUUGAAAAUUAAAGUUUGACACUAACGUUUCAUCUAACAACAUUGAUUUGAAGAGAAAACAACAUAGAAGAUUCAACACAUCCGUUCUAAAAAUAUUGAUAACAUAAUUUGACUUACCGUAUAUCCUAUUUUUCUAUUCAAAUCCAACACAUAUACACCCGGUUGCACAAAAGUCUGUUAAUUUUCAACCUUGAUUAAAUGUCACAAGAACCAAUCAAAGAAAAGGCUUCUUCUCAGAAAACCCUUAUCUGAUUGGUUCUCGUGGAAUCUAAUCAUAAUUAAAAUUUAACAGGCUUCAGUGCAACCGGACCUUAUUGUAUAAUACUAUUGACUUCUGCUAUUAAUUUAUUGUUUAAUUUUUAUUUGUGUUUGUGUAUAUAUUCGUUGUACAAAUGACUUGUGUGAUUUUAAUUUAAUGAGAACUACUUAAGAUUGUGAUCGUAUUAUUUAGAUUUUUAUGGUAACGAUUGAUGGUUUUAUCAAAACUUGAUUUGUUGUGUUAAGUGUAAGUUAUACCUAUGAUGAAUAUUGAAGUUUGUUGUUAUAUUGUGGAAAAUAAAGAGAUAACAUACCGUACCAUG
Messenger RNA from Nilaparvata lugens (brown planthopper), 2847 nucleotides. RefSeq lists its product as uncharacterized. NCBI's taxonomy places the organism in Eukaryota, Metazoa, Arthropoda, Insecta, Hemiptera, Delphacidae. The transcript is spliced from 9 exons. Gene Ontology annotation, molecular function: growth factor activity; growth factor receptor binding. Gene Ontology annotation, biological process: positive regulation of protein autophosphorylation; positive regulation of cell population proliferation. Gene Ontology annotation, cellular component: membrane. The coding region runs from base 1120 to 2103 and encodes 327 amino acids. The record is from RefSeq and is a predicted model, not a curated record.